AUGAAACCAUUAUUAGUGCAUUUAAUAUGCGCGCUGCUCUACGCCUACGCGCAAGCGGCCGACCGUCCACAAUUUAAUGUUGGCAUAAUUUUCGCUAGCGAAAAUGAUGAAACCGAAAUCGCCUUUCGUACUGCCAUCGAACGCGCCAAUGUAUUUGAGCGCAGCUUUGAGCUGGUGCCCAUUGUCGAGUAUGCUGAUACGGAUGAUAGUUUUAUUGUGGAGAAAACAGUCUGCAAAUUGAUUGCGCAAGGCGUUAUUGCUAUUUUCGGGCCAAACACAGCAGGAGGCACAGACAUAGUCACCUCCAUCUGCAAUUCGCUGGAUAUACCACACAUUGUUUUCGAUUGGACUUCCAGUGAAUCGCUUGCCGAACGUCAGCACACAUCCAUGACACUGAACGUGCAUCCAAAUAACGUUCUACUGUCACGCGGCAUGGCUGAGAUAUUACAAAGUUUCAACUGGCGUAGCUACACCAUUGUCUACGAAACCGAAAAGGAGCUACAACAACUACAAGAUGUGCUGCAAGUCGGUGAACCCAAUAAAAAUCCAACAACAGUACGUCAACUAGAUGAAGGACCCGAUUUUCGUCCAUUUCUGAAGAAUAUCAAACUAUCCACCGAUAACUGUAUUGUACUACACUGUUCCACCGCGAAUAUUUUGACUAUUUUGCGGCAAGCGAAUGAGCUGAAAAUGUUGGGUGAAUAUCAGAGUGUAUUUAUCUCGGCACUCGAUACACACACGCUAGACUUUCAAGAGCUACUCUCGGUUUCAGCCAAUAUAACCACUAUACGUUUAACGGAUCCCACAGAUUAUCAAGUGAAGAAUGUGGCGCAUGAUUGGGAAGAACGAGAGAAGCGAGAGGGACGUUACUAUCGUGUUGAUCCGUCGCAAGUGAAGACAAACAUGAUUUUGGCUAAUGACGCUGUCUUCAUGUUUACAAAAGGUCUUGCUGAGCUUGGCAUUGCCGAGGAGCUUAAUCCUCCGAAAGUGGAGUGUCGUAAAAAUCGCGCUUGGCCGCAGGGUAGACGCAUCAUUGAAUUCUUGAAAGCGCGCUCUAUGGAAGGCGCCACCGGCCGCAUCGAUUUCAACGAGCAUGGCGAACGUAAUUUCUUCACCUUACGAUUUAUGGAAUUCACACCGGGCGGCUUUCUGGACUUGGCCACUUGGGAUCCGGUAAAUGGCGUAGAUUCACUGGAAAAAGAAGAUGCUAGCGAAAAACGCGUCGGUGAAAAGCUGUCGAAUAAAACUUUUAUAAUCACAUCACGUAUUGGUGCGCCCUUCUUGUUGAAUAGAGAGCCCAAAGACGGUGAAAUUCUUCAAGGGAACGCACGUUAUGAGGGCUACUCAAUGGAUCUGAUCGAUGCCAUAGCCAGAUUAUUAAAUUUCAAAUAUGAAUUUGUAUUAGCGCCAGAUGGAAAAUAUGGUAGUUUUAAUAAGAAGACACAAUCAUGGGAUGGAUUGGUGAAGCAACUUUUGGAGGGUAAUGCCGACCUGGGUAUUUGCGAUUUGACGAUGACCUCCUCACGACGUCAAGCUGUCGACUUCACCCCACCUUUCAUGACACUGGGCAUUAGUAUACUGUAUGCCAAGCCUGAGCAGCCGCCACCGGAUCUUUUCUCUUUCCUUUCGCCAUUUUCUUUGGAUGUCUGGGUGUAUAUGGCCACCGCAUAUUUGGGUGUAUCGCUAUUGAUUUUCAUGCUUUCACGCAUGGCACCAGCAGACUGGGAGAAUCCGCAUCCCUGUAAGGAGCCAGAAGAGGUGGAGAAUCCUUGGUGCAUGUCGAAUACGACUUGGUUGGCGGUUGGCUCUAUUAUGGGGCAGGGGUGUGAUAUAUUGCCGAAGGCUGCUUCGACGAGACUUGUAACCAGCAUGUGGUGGUUCUUCGCCUUGAUGAUGUUGAACUCUUAUACCGCUAAUUUGGCUGCUUUUUUAACAAUGUCCAGAAUGGAAAGCUCGAUUGGAAGCGCUGAAGAUUUGGCUGCGCAAAGCAAAAUUAAGUAUGGCGCUUUACUGGGCGGCAGCACAAUGGGCUUUUUUCGGGAUUCUAAUUUCACCACCUACCAACGCAUGUGGACCGCCAUGGAAACAGCGCGCCCUUCGGUAUUCACCAAGAAUAAUGACGAAGGCGUGGAGCGUGUGCUCAAGGGCAAGGGACUCUAUGCAUUUCUUAUGGAAUCCACAACGCUAGAGUAUAUUAUCGAACGAAAUUGUGAUCUGAUGCAAGUGGGUGGAUGGUUGGAUUAUAAAACCUAUGGCGUGGCAAUGCCUUUUAACUCGCCUUACCGUAAGCAGAUCAGCGGCGCUGUAUUGAAGCUGGGUGAAUCCGGUACGCUCUCCGAAUUGAAGCGCAAAUGGUGGAAGGAGAUGCAUGGCGGUGGAUCGUGUUCGCAAGCAGAGAGUAGUAGUGGUGACACGCCCGAAUUGGAUUUGGAAAAUGUGGGUGGUGUGUUUCUUGUGCUAGGCAUCGGUCUGCUCACUGCUAUUCUAAUUGGUGUGUGUGAGUUUUUGUGGAAUAUAAAAGCGGUGGCAAUUGAGGAAAAGAUCUCCCUCUCGGAAGCUUUCAAAAAUGAAUCUUUAUUCGCUCUACGCUUCUGGGUACAAACUAAACCAGUACACACCUCUUCGACCAGCAGUGGCAGUUCGUCGUCCUCCUCCUCCUCUUCUUCCACCUCAAAAUCAUCUAAAUCCACCAAAUCGUCCUCAUCUUCGUCCACCUCAUCGAAACGCUCGAAACGCUCGUCGAAAUCGUAUGCACGCUCCCUUUCACACAGCACGAAAAGCAUCACCAAUGGCACACAUGAUCCGGAAAAGAAAGAAUUAUCUGUGCAUGAUAAGCUACGUAAGAUUAGUUCCAUGUUUUCAUUAAAAUCAGCACGUUCCGAACCUUCAGUGAACAAUGUACACUUGGAAGCCCUAGCAGCACCAAAAAAUAAUAACCCACAUCAACACCUCAACAACCAUAAUCACAAUCAUCAACCAGCGAUUCGCAAGAGCACACAAAUGGUGCGUGAAGUAGCACAGCAGACCACACCACUCUCAGAUGAGCACACGGAUGAGGAAGAGGAGGAGCGUCAGCAGCUGCAGCAGCAGCAGCAGGAAGCGGAAGAACAGCCCACAGCACCUCAACCGCAUCAGCAUCAACACCAUCAUCAUCACCAUCACAGGCAUCACAACCAUCAGCAUCAUAACCACCAUCAGCGUCAGGAUGUCGACCAGGCGCAUCAACAAUCUGAUUUGCCGCUGAUCGAACGCGCGCAAAAUGGUAAGGUGUCACGUAAUGGAGAAGCUGGCUUUGGAAGUGCAGAAGUUUGAUGUGUAAAAGAUCAUAAAUGACAAUUUUUGGAGAACAUGAAGCAGAUGUUGUUAUACCUAGCGGAAUUUUUUUUUAGUAAUAAUUUCAACAUUU
Molecule: messenger RNA, 3406 nt
Organism: Rhagoletis pomonella (apple maggot)
Lineage: Eukaryota; Metazoa; Arthropoda; Insecta; Diptera; Tephritidae
Product: glutamate receptor ionotropic, kainate 2-like
Exons: 15
Coding region: 1-3312 (1103 amino acids)
Biological process (GO): modulation of chemical synaptic transmission; synaptic transmission, glutamatergic; monoatomic ion transport
Cellular component (GO): plasma membrane; postsynaptic membrane
Molecular function (GO): transmitter-gated monoatomic ion channel activity involved in regulation of postsynaptic membrane potential; glutamate-gated receptor activity
Source: RefSeq, a predicted model, not a curated record